This is a messenger RNA of Diatraea saccharalis (sugarcane borer), 1167 nucleotides long. Lineage: Eukaryota; Metazoa; Arthropoda; Insecta; Lepidoptera; Crambidae. The record is from the annotation of a GenBank genome assembly.
AUGUUUCUAAUAAUUUACCUGUUAUGUUGUUCAUUAAACAAUGUCAGUGCAUAUUUAUCUGAAAGAAUAAAUUCUCAACUUCCUGAAGACGGUAGGCUAAAUUUCACUGGACUCGCGGCAAAAUAUGGACUACAAACUGAAGAAUUUGAUGUGAUAACUGAAGAUAACUAUAUCCUCAAAAUAUUCCACAUCCAAGGAGACAGAACAAAACCAAUUUUGCUGGUUCCUGGUGCCACCGAAUCCGCAGAUGCAUACAUCAUUAGAGGUAAUACAUCAUUGAGUGUCGCUUUGGCUCGGGAAGGAUAUGAUCUUUGGUUUAUGAAUGUCAGAGGUAAAAAAUAUAGCAGAAGACAUCUAAACUUAGAUCCACACGAAGAUAUGGCCUAUUGGAAUUUUAGUUUUCAUGAAAUCGGAAUAUACGAUUUGGCUGCUAAUAUUGAUUUUGUAUUGAACAAGACAAGUCAGUCUCAAAUAACGCUUAUCGGUUUUUCCCAAGGCAAUCAGGUAUGGUAUGUGUUGGGAUCUAUGAAACCCGAAUACAAUGGUAGAGUGAAAGCUGUUAUUGCAUUAGCUCCAGUGGCUUUUCAGAGCCAUGCUCGGCUACCAGAGUCAUGGUCACUGUUAAAUAAUUUUCUCAGGAGAACAGGUAACGAGGAGCUAUUCCCAGAAAAUUCUUCAAUAGUAACGGUAGGAAAAGCUAUUUGCUCUCAACUAAUAGCUGGUGCAAAUUAUUGUCUAAACGCUUUUCUGUUUCCAAUAUCUGGUUACAAUCCCAAUGAGGUGGAGCCUGAAUUUAUGCCAGUUAUUAUCGGGCAUAGUCCAAGGAGUGUAGCUAGAAAAGUCAUAGAUCAUAUGGUACAAGUAAGGAAUAGUAGGAGAUUCCAGUUAUAUGACUACGGGAUGGCGGCUAAUUUGAAAAAAUAUGGUUCGACGAUGCCUCCAGAAUACCCGUUAAAGGAAAUCACAACUAAAGUUGAACUACUUGUAGGGCCUAAUGAUCAGCAAGCACAUAUUAAGGAUGUCCAAAUACUGAAACAGACGCUGUCCAAUUCUUCAUAUCACGAAAUCGAUAAGAAGCUUUGGGGGCAUGUUGAUUUUGUUUGGGGGAAAAACAUGAACAAACAUUUGUUUCCACUAGUAUUGAAUUUAUUGAAGAUGUAUAAUUAA